This is a messenger RNA of Populus euphratica (Euphrates poplar), 791 nucleotides long. Its product is annotated as 40S ribosomal protein S15-4. Bases 121 to 579 code for a protein of 152 amino acids. Gene Ontology annotation, molecular function: structural constituent of ribosome; RNA binding. Gene Ontology annotation, cellular component: ribosome; cytosolic small ribosomal subunit. The record is from RefSeq and is a predicted model, not a curated record. Gene Ontology annotation, biological process: translation; ribosomal small subunit assembly. NCBI's taxonomy places the organism in Eukaryota, Viridiplantae, Streptophyta, Magnoliopsida, Malpighiales, Salicaceae. The transcript has 4 exons.
CAACACGCGCUCCUCCUUUGAAACCCCUCUCUCCUUUUAUCUUGAAAGCCCCAGCGGCCACGGAUCCAGCACCUCCCUCCCUCGGCUAGUGUCUUCUCUUCCAUACACCAAGGAGCAACCAUGGCAGAUGUGGAUACAGAGGUGGCUGCAGCAGGACAGCCAAAGAAGAGAACGUUCAAGAAGUUUAGCUUCAGGGGUGUUGACUUGGAUGCUCUUCUUGACAUGUCCACUGAUGAGCUUGUCAAGCUCUUCAAUGCCCGUGCUCGCAGAAGGUUCCAGAGGGGUCUGAAGAGGAAGCCCAUGGCUCUCAUUAAGAAGCUCCGCACGGCGAAAAGGGAGGCCCCUGCUGGUGAGAAGCCUGAACCAGUCCGAACACACUUGCGUAACAUGAUCAUUGUGCCGGAAAUGAUUGGAAGCAUCAUUGGAGUGUACAAUGGCAAGACAUUCAAUCAGGUUGAGAUCAAGCCUGAAAUGAUUGGGCAUUAUCUUGCUGAGUUCUCAAUCUCAUACAAGCCUGUUAAGCAUGGUAGGCCCGGUAUUGGUGCUACUCAUUCAUCUAGGUUCAUUCCUCUUAAAUGAGAUGUUUUGCAGAGGUUUAGAUACCCUAGUUCGUACCUAUCUUUUGAAGACAUCUGUAUUGAUCAAAUUUUUGCCCAUUUAGUUCAUUGAUGUUGUCAUUUUGUGCUCGAUUUAUAUAAUUUUCGAGAAUCUCUCUUUCCUAUGGGUUUGAAAGAUGACUCAGGAUGGCUAAUUUUUAUAUUUUAUGGUAGCUUGAACCUGCUUUUGGAUUU